AUGGCUAAUGGUGGAUGGAAAGUUGUCCGUAACAAUAAUCAACGGAGGGCUCAUAACAGAGGAUCGGUUUGGACUGAUAGAAGAGGGAAGAAGAGUCAUUUGAAUGAUGAAGUGACUAGUUUCUUCAUAACUGAAUUUCCAGAAGAACUGUGUGCUAAGCAUAUUUUUGAAAUUUUUAAGGGAUAUAGAUUGGUGGCUGAAGUGGCAAUUCCUCCAAAAAGGGAUAAGAAAGAAAGGAGAUAUGGUUUUGUGAGAUUUAGGAAGAUGUCCAAUGAAAGAGAUUUAGCAACGAAACUUGACAACAUUUUCAUCAGAGGAAGGAAAUUAUAUGCUAAUAUACCUAGGUUUAAUAGGAAAAAGAAGGUGUUUGUUAAGGCUGCGUAUGGUGGGGGAGAUAAUAUGGAGAAACAAACAAGGUUCAAACAGUCUAAUCCCAUUUCUAAGGCAUCAAAGUUUAAUGACAGUCGACAAGGAUACAUAACUUAUUCCAAUGUGGUUAUGGGGAAGGAUGAGAAGUGGGAGAGGAUAGGAGGUUGUGUUGGAACUAAAAGAAAUGGUACAGUACACGAAAGGAAAACUAUUGGGUGGGAUAAGAUGGAGAAAAAACCUAUGUUUGCUCACCUACAAUUCAAUGUUGAAUCCUCGGAUCUUAAACAUUUUGAAAAGGCUUACGUGGGGAUUGUAGAGACUCCGGGAAUGACUUUCGAUAUCCAAGAAGCAUUUCAUUCAGAAGGAUAUUUUAGAGUUAAGGCUACACCUUUGGGUGCUAACCUUUGUCUAUUAGAAGAACAGGAGGAGGGCGAAAUAAAGGCGCUGGUGGAAGAAGCUAAAGACUGGAUUAGCCAAUGGUUCUCCGAUAUUCACCCUUGGUCCCUAGAAGAUGUUGAUAAUGAGAGGAUCACAUGGUUGAGGUGUUACGGUCUGCCAUGUCACGCUUGGAGCACCAAAUUUUUUGAGUUUCUCUCUGGUCUUGUGGGCACUUAUGUCUGUUCUGAUGAUGAAACCCGUGACCACACAAGAAUGGAUGUAGCUCGUUUUAUGAUUAGAACUAAAUCGUCCAUGGUGCUUAACGAGACGUUUAACUUAGAAGUUAACAAACAUGUGUAUGGGAUCAAACUUGUUGAAGACAUGCAUGGACCAAAGCGUAUUGUGGUCCCACAAGCUUCUAAGAAAGACGACAUUGCAGAGGUAUCAUCAGAAGAGGAGAAUAAGGAUGACAGUGGCGCGUGGAGUUCUGGCGACUGCAUGGGGAGCGAAGAGGAGAAAGACAAAUAA
This is a messenger RNA of Vicia villosa (hairy vetch), 1275 nucleotides long. RefSeq lists its product as uncharacterized. The record is from RefSeq and is a predicted model, not a curated record. The transcript has a single exon. The coding region runs from base 1 to 1275 and encodes 424 amino acids. Gene Ontology annotation, molecular function: RNA binding. Lineage: Eukaryota; Viridiplantae; Streptophyta; Magnoliopsida; Fabales; Fabaceae.